AUGCCUGCAUCAGAAACGCUACAAAGAAUAAAGCAGCAUAAAGCGUAUAUAUGGCUGAAAAAAGUGUUUGACUUUCUACUAGGUCAGUGGUUCUUUAUCCUAUUGGGUGUCUUUGUCGCUCUUGCUCACUCAUAUCCUGAAUUUGCCAAAGAAGGAGGCACGAUAAGGGGAGAAUACUCAAUUGGAUAUGGUGCUGUUGCCGUCAUUUUCCUCAUUAGUGGAUUAUCAAUGUCAACAAAGCAGUUGAUUGUCAAUGCUAUGAAUUGGAGAGCACAUUUCACCGUUUUAUCAAUGUCCUUUUUGAUCACGAGUGCCAUCAUCUAUGGUAUUGUUUGCGGUAUCAAGGCAUCUCAUGAUGGCCAAAUUGAUGACUGGUUGCUUGUGGGAUUGAUUGUUACUCAUGCUUGUCCAACGACUGUUUCAUCCAAUGUCGUUAUGACUAAACAAGCUGAUGGAAAUGAUAUCUUGACGUUAUGUGAGGUGUUUAUUGGUAAUAUCUUGGGUGCGUUCAUUACACCAGCAUUGAUUCAAAUGUAUUUGACAGGUACUUGGGAGUUUGGUAACCCUAGUCAUCAAGCAGAAGGUGACAACUCAGUGGGUGAUCUUUAUAGACAUACUAUGAAACAAUUGGGUCUAAGUGUAUUUAUACCGUUGUUUGUGGGUCAAGUUGUGCAAAAUGUGUUUCCCAAACAAACGAAAUGGACAUUGACGACAUUCAAAUUGAGCAAAGUUGGAUCAUUCAUGUUGUUGUUGAUUAUGUUUCAAUCGUUUUCAACUGCAUUUGCGCAACAUGCAUUCACUAGUGUUUCUCAUGCAUCAAUCAUCUUUUUGGUAUUUUUCAACAUUGGAAUUUACUUGUUCUUUACUGUGAUUUCAUUUGUUUACUCACGGCCAUAUGUCAUUCGACGUUGGUUGUGGGAGAUCCCCAACAAAAACUCAUCAAGAGCAUAUCGCUGGGCUUACAACAUAUUCAACCCAUUUUACUACAACAAGAGAGAUACAGUUGCAGUAAUGUUGUGCGGUCCAGCAAAGACUGCUGCAUUGGGUGUGUCGUUGGUAUCAUCACAAUAUGGUGCUCAUAAUCCCAAAUUGGGAAUCUUGUUGGUUCCUCUAGUCUUGUACCAAGCUGAGCAAGUAAUGACGGCAAAUUUCCUUGUUGUGUUGAUGAAGAAAUGGAUCCAUUAUGAUGAUAAUAAACCAAAACCAUCUGAUGCCGAGAGCGAGUUGAGCCAUCGUGAUACGGAUGAGGAAGAUCGAGAAGAAGUGGAACAAGAGCGUAGAUUAGAAGAAGAGGAUGAUCAGAGAGACGGGUUGGAAGGUGCUAUUAGUCGACACAACGAUGAAGACACAGCAUCGUACUCAACCGACUCAAAUGUAAAGAAAUAG
Molecule: messenger RNA, 1386 nt
Organism: Lodderomyces theae
Lineage: Eukaryota; Fungi; Ascomycota; Pichiomycetes; Serinales; Debaryomycetaceae
Gene: RCH1
Product: Rch1p
Exons: 1
Coding region: 1-1386 (461 amino acids)
Cellular component (GO): plasma membrane
Source: RefSeq, a predicted model, not a curated record